This is a messenger RNA of Fulvia fulva, 1338 nucleotides long. RefSeq names its product lysophospholipase. The record is from RefSeq and is a predicted model, not a curated record. NCBI's taxonomy places the organism in Eukaryota, Fungi, Ascomycota, Dothideomycetes, Mycosphaerellales, Mycosphaerellaceae. Gene Ontology annotation, molecular function: asparaginase activity. Bases 1 to 1338 code for a protein of 445 amino acids. The transcript has a single exon.
AUGUCUUCCGGCAUCUACAGGCUACUGCACUUCGUGUCCACGAACCGCGAACGGUAUCAGAAUAACAAAGGAAUGGCAGAUGGCGACAAGACACCACCUUACGAGCCAUCGAUCCUGCUAAUCGUCGCUGGUGGUACAAUUUGCAUGCAAGACUCGGAAGAUGGCCUGGUCACCAGUAAAUUGUUUCUCGACGAAGUGCUCAGCCCACGGCCCAUGUUCAACGAUGGCACACCGGUCCCUGUGCAGAAAAUCAUAGAUGAGCACGGCAUCGAACGUGAUGCGCCAAGUCUGCGGUUGCCGCGUGACCGAAAUGGCGCGAAUGUACGAUGCACCGUACUGGAGUUCAACCCACUGCUCGACAGCUCCACCGCACAUUCACCAACGUGGAACCAGCUCACAAGGACUAUCCGCUCGAACGAGGAUAAUUACGAUGCAUUCGUUAUCUGCCACGGAACCGACACCCUCAGCUACACAUCCGCUGCGCUGUCCUUCAUGCUGAUGCCAAACCUGGAGAAGACCGUGGUCCUGACUGGCGCCCAACGCAGCAUGUUCUUCGCAGACAGCGACGGCUCCGACAACCUCCUCGGAUCCAUCGUCCUAGCCUCGCAUCUCCGCAUUCCAGAGGUCUGCGUCUACUUCGGCCACAAACUCCUCCGCGGCACACGAAUCACCAAAAUCAGCGCGUCCAGCUACUCUGGCUUUGAAAGCCCCAACGCAGGUCCCCUAGCCACAGUCUCCGAGACAGGCAUCACAGUCCACUACGACAACCUCCUUCACCCGGACGAGGAGCAUCUCAAGAAGACAACCAAGACCUUCAACGAGAUUGACAGCAGUAAAGUCCUAGUCCUCAAGGUCUGGCCCGGCAUCACCGCGGAUGUGGUGGAGUGUAUGCUCUCCCCCUCCCACAUCCGCGGCGCAGUCCUAGAGACUUUCGGGGCUGGUAACAUUCCCUUCGACGUGAUCCCGGCGCUCAAGUCUGCUGUCCAGCGCGGCGUCGUGAUCGUAAACGUAACCCAAUGCCUCCACGGCAGUGUCAGUGACGCCUACGAGCCAGCGAGGAAACUGGUCGAGGCGGGAAUCAACUUAGGCUAUGACAUGACUACUGAAGCUGCGUAUACGAAACUAGUCUACUUGCUUGCGCAAGGGCACACAUCGGCGGAAGUUGCGGCGAAGGUCUCGACGAAUAUCAGAGGGGAGUUGACGCCGCCGCAGGCUGCUGAUGUGCGGAAGGGGCCAUUGAGUAUUGCGGAGUUGCCGAUCAGGUAUGAGAGGACUGUGCCUGGGAGGCUUUCUGUGGAUUAUGGCACUACGCAUGGGAGUAUUGGGAAUGUCAAGUGA